Messenger RNA from Ananas comosus (pineapple), 3141 nucleotides. Its product is annotated as inositol-tetrakisphosphate 1-kinase 5-like. The transcript has 2 exons. Gene Ontology annotation, biological process: inositol trisphosphate metabolic process. The coding region runs from base 732 to 1805 and encodes 357 amino acids. Gene Ontology annotation, cellular component: cytoplasm. Gene Ontology annotation, molecular function: magnesium ion binding; inositol-1,3,4-trisphosphate 6-kinase activity; inositol-1,3,4-trisphosphate 5-kinase activity. The record is from RefSeq and is a predicted model, not a curated record. NCBI's taxonomy places the organism in Eukaryota, Viridiplantae, Streptophyta, Magnoliopsida, Poales, Bromeliaceae.
UCCGCCCCGCCCGUUUCCCGUCCAUUGAAGGAAACGCCUCUGGCCGACGGUUACUCCCUCCGGACACGUGGCGGCCUCCCGAUUCGCCACGCGUCGCCUUUGCGCGGAGAGUGGGGGCGCCCCCGAAUCCCUGCCGCGGCCGCGGGCGUUAUUCCGCCGCACAUUCCAUGUGCCGCGCCACGCCUCCACGCUCCAACUUGGACCACAUCACCGCCGUCCACUGCCCCUCCCCACCUGCAACGCCGAUCGAACCGUUCGUUCCCUAACGCCUCGUUGCUGUUGUUGUUGGGUACUACAUCGCGACCCCCCGAACGCGCCACGUGUCGGCCCGCCGCAGACCCCCCCUCUCUCGAGCUCCGCGUAACGCCUCCCCUGCUUCCGCUUACCUCCCGGCGAUGUAAUGAUCCGUAGCUUUCGACCCCCUUUCGCUGUAGAAAAAAAGAAAAAGCGGCGGAGCAUCGUUUUCGGGGAGUGACCGUACCCACCCACCUCAAGCUAUAAACGACACCGUCGUCUCCACGCCGCGACUCCUCUCUCUCUCUCUCUCUCUCUCUCUCUAGCUCGUUUCGUUUCCUUCUAGUCUCGGAGAGGGCGUGAGAGGUUGGAAACCGCGAGACCCCAGCUCUAUCGUUUCAUGCGCCUUUCUUGUCGUCGUUGCAGGGGAUCGGAGGCGACCGAGGAGGGGUUGUUGAGGGUUUCGUCGCGUUGGUGGUGGCGCUCGGGGGCUGUUCAUGGCGGCGGCGGCGGCGGAGGACGGCGGUGCUUUGAGAAGGUUCUCGAUAGGGUACGCUUUGGCCCCCAAGAAGCGGCAGAGCUUCAUCCAGCCGUCGCUCGUGGAGCUCUCGCGGUCCCGCGGCAUCGAUCUCGUCCCGAUCGACCCUUCGCGCCCGCUCGCGGAGCAGGGCCCCUUCGACUGCAUCCUCCACAAGCUCUCCGGCGAGGAGUGGAGGGCCCAGCUCGACGAGUUCGCCGCGCGCCACCCCGAGGUCCCCGUCGUGGACCGCCCCGCCGCCAUCGAGCGCCUCCGCAACCGCAUCUCCAUGCUCCAGUUCGUGGCCGACCUCGACCUCCCCCGCGGAUCCGACGACGGCGCCGAGACCUUCGGCAUCCCCAGCCAGAUCGUUAUCUACGACUCCUCCCCCCUCUCCGACUGCGGGAUCGGGUCCCUCCGCUUCCCGAUCAUCGCCAAGCCCCUCGUCGCCGACGGCAGCGCCCGCUCCCACAAGAUGUCGCUCGUCUUCCACUGCGACGGCCUCCGCAAGCUGAAGCCCCCGCUUGUCCUCCAAGAAUUCGUCAACCACGGCGGGGUCAUCUUCAAGGUCUACGUCGUCGGCGACCACGUCACCUGCGUCAAGCGCCGCUCCCUCCCCGACGUCUCCGAGGAGCGCCUGAUCGAGCGCGCUGCCGCCGAGGGCGCCGUCUCCUUCUCCCAGGUGUCCAACGUGGCGACACAGGGCCGUGCCUCCGCUUCUGAGCUGAUGCAUAUCGACCUCGUCGAGAUGCCCCCGCUCGGCUUCAUCACCAGGAUCGCGCAUGGCCUGAGGCGAGCAAUGGGCCUUCACCUCUUCAACUUCGACGUGAUAAGGGAUGUCAAGGUCGGGAACCAUUACUUCGUUGUAGACAUCAACUACUUUCCGGGCUAUGCCAAGAUGCCGUCCUAUGAGACUGUCUUGACGGACUUCUUUUGCAACAUCGUGCAUAAGAACGGUAAUGAGAAAGAUUCGGUGGUAGAUUUGGCCCCCGUAGAUGGCGACAAAGAUCGCAAUCUUCAGGUCGAAGAUCACUGCGAGAAUAAUGUGGCGUGAGGUUCGCGUGGCAGUUGUCGGUACUCUGUCGUCCUCCAUUUCCUUUUGUUCAGGGAGCGGCUUUCAGCAUGGCCGGGAUGAACAGAACAAUUGGAAUGUCGUUUACCUCUCUGUCGUAUUCGGCCAAAUAAGUAGAUUGGUGGUUACCUGAUUCUAACCUCUUCAUUUGGCUGUCGGAGAAAAUGUAAAUUCUUCCUUUCCCUUUGCGUCAACCAUUACGUGUCUUUCCUAAAUAUUCUCUAAUCAAUAGUAAAGAAAACUGUAGGAAGGUUUGUGGUGCAUGUCCAAAUUCUUGUUCUAACCUACACACCAAUGGCAUGGCGGGUUCAAUGGCUUUGCUGCUUCUCCAUUUGUAUCUUUUUUUUUAGGCUGCAAUUGAGAAAUAUUAGUUAGAGGGAUAAGGAUGGUUGUUUGUCGAUGUGAUCUUGUUUAGCCAAUAUUACUGAUUUUGGACUAUAGUGUUUCAGUUAAUGCUGAAUUGCUUAAGAAAAGGACUUAAGUCCAUGUUUUGAAAAGAUGGUCGAUGGAAAGCUAAUGCCUCUAACAUUACCUUCUGGGGCUUGUAUAUUGUAGGUUGAAAUGGUAAGCUGUGAGUUCUGUUGUGCCGAAUUUUCUUUCUACUUUGUAUGAUCCAUGCCAUUUUCAGCAAAGCAAAGUAUUAUCUGGUGUUUAAGAAAUUCGGUCGCAUGGAAAACCAAAGCUACAAGAAUAGUGGUUGUAGAUUUAGGAUGCAAUGUAGUUCCCAUGGAUCUGCCUUUUCAUGCAAAGAAUGUGUGAAAUAUUCAUGUUGCCAUACCACUGCUAGAAAAAAUAUAAGAGCUCUGUUGCUUGGUCAGCAUUGAAACUUGUUGACGCUGACGUGGUCAAAGUUGUUUUCAGUUUUCGCUCGAUGUCUUGCACAGUUUGAUCAAUGAAAAGAAUGCGAUUUGACAUCCAUGUGAGUUCUUGAAGAAAGUUUUGAUAUAGUUGGGAUGAUCAGAGUGAUAUGGAUGUUGUUCCACAUUUGUCGUAUUCUGGCAAUUGUUGUAUGACUUGGUCGAGGUUGUUGUCGGCUUUGCUCUUUCAAUGUUUCUUACAGUUUGAUCAUUGCAAGAACGCGACGUAAGAUCCUCUCUAGAAUUGUCGUUGUUCCAUUGAUGUGUUUCUUUUUAUUUCUUGAGAGAGCUUUGGCAUAAUUACAAUCAGUUUGAUGUGAAUGUCGUUACUUGUUUGUCGUAUUAUCGGGCAACUGUUGUUUGACUUUGUCAAGGUUGUUGCUGGUUUUCACUUGAUGUCUCCCACAGUUCUAUCAUCGCAAGACCACAAUGUGAGGCCCAUGUGGGAAUUUUUGCUGUUC